AUGGCGACGGACAGUGAAAAUUCCAUUGGCAUUGGCAAUGGCCAUAAUAAUGAUAAUGAUAAUAAUAAUGACAAUGGAACGCCAUACGACCUGUCAACCCACAUACAGAAGCGAUCAGACUCCACAAGCGAGAUCGAAAUGCCGCGACGAACCAUCCCCGAAAACCCCAGCGACGAGUACGAAAAGAACGAAGAUGACGAAUCAAAACCAAAAGACAAAAAGCCAUUCCUGACGACGCUGAACGAGCGGUUCGUAUGGGAGAUCCUGGGCCUGGUGCUUGCUGCUGGGGUCCUCGUCGCCCUUGUCGUCGUCCUCGCCAAACACGACCACAAGCCCCAGCCGGACUGGAGCCAUAUGUCGCUGAACUCGCUGAUUUCAUGGAUGAGCACGAUAUCCAAAGGGUGCAUUGUUGUGUCCAGUACCGAGGCGCUGGGGCAGCUGAAGUGGGUUUGGAUCUCGCAGGGGGCGCGACCGAUGCGCCAGCUGAGGACGUUUGAUUCUGCGAGUCGUGGAUUAUAUGGCGCUGCAGAGCUAAUUUGGACCUUGCGGGCGAGACACUUCGCGGCGCUUGGGGGCCUGGCGGUCAUUCUGGCGCUGGGCAUCGACCCCUUCGCGCAGAACCUGGUGCGAUAUUACCCAGGGCUGGUCGACGAUCCGUACAGUCAGGCCGUAACUGGCGCAUCGACAUCGUACGCUCUUCAGGGCCCGACGGUUUCGCGCGCAGCCGCGCAAGGCGUCGACAUGAACUUCAAAUCGAACGUCUACAACGCCAUCCUGAAUAGUGAUCCCAAAAAGCCCUGGUCCAUCCCGCAGUACUCGUGCCCGUCUGCGAACUGCACCUGGCCGGCGGCGGCAUCCCUCGACGCAUACUCGCUCUGCACAGACAUCACCCACGAACUGGUCACCGCAUGCCACGAAACAGGCGAAGACGAUCGGGUCGCAGGCGUCACAAACUGCACCGUCACUCUCCCAAAAAGCAACCUAACAGGGUGGUACAUCCGAGGCGACACCGUCUUCAACGCAUACAAAGGCUUCGUCAUCCGCCAAACACUCAGCAACGACUCACGCUACGCCUACUCAAACCUCACCUUCGGCAAUGUCGUCCAAUGGAUCACCCCUCGCCUCCCCAAGGGCUGGUACAACGGCUACCCACCCCCAAGCAACACCACCUGGGCCGCAUCCGAGUGCGCCAUCCAACCCAUCGUACGCAGUUUCCGCGCCCAAGUCACAAACAACACCUACUCCGACCAAACCCUCGCCAUCUGGACAAACUACACGACCGACAAAUCAGGCUCAAUGCUCUUCCACCCUCCCUGGGGCCCUGAGCUCGGAAUAUACACCCCCGGCCAGACAUUCAAAAUCUACUGGUCGUCCACCGUCGCCAUAGGCAACUUCUUCCAGGCCAUCUUCGGCGGCGAGUUCUGGCAGCAGGGGUCCUUCUCGCAGGCGUUUCACGCGGAUAGCACAGUCGAGUACGCCGCGACGGAUGUAAUGCAGGCUAUCGGCUUCGCGGAUAUGGCCGGGUGUACUAAGGAUCUCGCGACGCGAUUCGCGUGCAUGAUGGGGAAUGUGGCCCAGGCUGCUUCCAAGGCAUACCGCGACUCAAUGUAUAACACUACAUCUGUGACGGCGGCAGUGGCGACGCCGACGGUGGAAAGGGCGGCGAAUAGUACCGAGGGCCUGGCGCUGGGGACUGUUCGGGCGAAUGCGACGUAUGUGUCUGUGCAGUGGCAGUGGUUGGCGCUGCCGGUGUUUGUUUGGGUUGUUGCUGCUGCGACGCUGGCGGGGACGUUGUGGAAGAUGAGGAGCGUGCCGAAGUGGAAGAAUGAUGUUGUGCCGCUGUUGUUUUUGUAUAGAGAUGAAGAUAAUGAUGAGCAGAGAGAGUAUGGGGUUCCGGUGCGUGGGGUGGAUGGGGUGGAUGAUGUUAGUGUUAGACUGUAUGAGAGAGACGGGAAUAUGGUCCUGGAGAGGUAA
Molecule: messenger RNA, 1974 nt
Organism: Aspergillus puulaauensis
Lineage: Eukaryota; Fungi; Ascomycota; Eurotiomycetes; Eurotiales; Aspergillaceae
Product: DUF3176 domain-containing protein
Exons: 3
Coding region: 1-1974 (657 amino acids)
Source: RefSeq, a predicted model, not a curated record